Molecule: messenger RNA, 1285 nt
Organism: Gadus chalcogrammus (walleye pollock)
Lineage: Eukaryota; Metazoa; Chordata; Actinopteri; Gadiformes; Gadidae
Gene: ankrd16
Product: ankyrin repeat domain 16
Exons: 7
Coding region: 123-1223 (366 amino acids)
Molecular function (GO): protein binding
Source: RefSeq, a predicted model, not a curated record
UUUGUCCCACAGUCAGCGAUGUUCUGUCAGACGGCAUGAUUAAAACCAACAGCUACAAGAGAUACACAAAAUACUGAAGUAAAAACUUUAUGUGCGAUUGAAGCACGAGUUCUAUAGUAGAUAUGAAAGAAAACGCAUGGAGCGUUUUGGUAAAGCUUACACAGGAGGGACAACUAUCUGCACUCAAACAACAACUAGCAUCCAGCGAUGCCGCACUCGCUGUCAACGGGAAACACUUCGGGAGUUCUGGAGAUACCUUACUGCACUAUGCCGCCCGCCACGGACAUUUGCAAGUGAUGGAAUUCCUAAUCAAUGAAAUCGGAAUGGAUAUAGAAGUGUACAACAGCGAUUAUAAAAGACCGUUGCACGAGGCUGCGUCCAUGAGUCAAAUAGCCUGUGUGGUGUAUUUGCUUAAUAACGGGGCCAAAGUCGAUUGUUUAAAAAAGGCAGACUGGACCCCUCUUAUGAUGGCGUGUACUCGCCGAAGCCCCGAGGUCAUCCAAGAGCUACUUUCACACGGAGCGGACCCCUUUUUAAAAAAUAAAGAUGGUUGGAACUGUUUCCACAUCGCAUGUAGAGAGGGAGAUCCACUGGUCGUGCAGCACCUCCUACAGGUUGCUCCUUGUGUGUGGAAAACCGAGAGCAAGAUUCUCAGGACACCGCUGCACACUGCAGCUAUGCAUGGUUGUGAGGAGGUUGUAAACAUAUUGCUACAGAGAUGUGGCUAUAUUUCAGAGAGUGCAGACAGCUGUGGGGUCACACCUUUCAUGGACGCGGUUCGGAACGGACACAUAGCCGUGGGAAAAAUGCUUCUCGAGAUACAUGGGGCAUCUCCGACCGCAUCUGAUAAACUGGGGUGUCAGUCCAUACAUCAAGUUGCAGUAACUGGCCAAGAGGAGGCACUAGAGUUCCUUGUGAAGGAACUCAAGGUUGACGUGAACCAGACAGCUACUGGUCUACAGCUUACUGCUCUGCAUUAUGCUGCUAAGGAAGGACACACCGGUACCAUAGCAACACUGCUGUCUCUUGGAGCAGAUUUACAUGUGAAGGACAAGAAGGGGAGAAGCGCUCUGCACAUGGCCUCCAUUGGUCAGCAUGCGGACGCGGCCAGGACCCUUCUACAGCUGGGCCUCGGGGACUCUGAGGAUGCGUCGGGCACCACGGCACGUCAACUGGCCAAGAAACCAGACAUACUGGGAGUGUUUGAACAGGAGCAAGAUUGAAUAAGCUAGAAACUAAAAAAAAACGGAAUGUAAAUUGAUCUACUGUGUUAAAAUUGUAAAAU